Molecule: messenger RNA, 2285 nt
Organism: Syngnathus acus (greater pipefish)
Lineage: Eukaryota; Metazoa; Chordata; Actinopteri; Syngnathiformes; Syngnathidae
Exons: 14
Coding region: 125-2011 (628 amino acids)
Biological process (GO): carnitine metabolic process, CoA-linked
Cellular component (GO): peroxisome
Molecular function (GO): carnitine O-acetyltransferase activity
Source: RefSeq, a predicted model, not a curated record
CCUUUGCGCGUUGGGUCCAAGGGGGGCGGGCGGCUCAGAAUAGACGCUGAGCUCGUCCUUGAGAGAGACAUGACCGCUCGAAGGUUUGACAUCUUUAAAGACAUCGGUGCGUCGAUCUGACGGGAUGUUGGCCGUUUUUGUCAGAACCGUGCUGCGGCCUGGCGUGGUGAAGCCAUGCCGAAUACUGAGGCCAGUUACACACAUCCAGGAGAGGUCUCUGGUUCACCAGGAGGGUUUACCUAAGUUGCCUGUGCCACCCUUGAAGCAGACGUGUGAUCACUACCUGGCUGCACUGGAACCUAUCGUCAGUGAAGAGGAGCUUGAACACACACGGCAGCUAGUGGAGGAGUUCCUCAAAGGUGGUGUGGGAGACCGCCUGCAGAAACGUCUUGAGCGACGGGCACGAAAGACAGAUAACUGGCUAUCGGAAUGGUGGAUGCAAUCAGCCUAUUUAGACUGUCGGAUGCCGGUGGCUGUCUACACCAGCCCCGGUGUGGUUCUGCCACGCAUGCACUUCCAAGAUCGCCAAGGACAGAUGAGGUUUGCAGCUAAAUUGAUUGCAGGAGUGUUGGAGUUUAAAAAAAUGAUCGACAGUGACACCCUGCCAGUAGAGUACCUGAGCAAGAAGCCUCUUUGUAUGGACCAGUAUUACCAGAUCCUGUCAUCUUGCCGUAUCCCCGGACCAAAGAGAGACACUGUUGUGAAUCACGCGAUGGGCAAAACACCCCCCACUCACAUCACUGUAGUGCAUAACUUCCAGUUUUUUGUCUUGGAUGUAUACAACAGCGACAGAACCCCGCUGACAGUGGAUCAAAUCUACAUGCAACUGGAAAAAAUUUGGAAUACCUCUUUACAGACCAACAAGGAGCCUGUUGGUAUCCUGACGUCACAGCACCGUAACACGUGGGGAAAAGCGUAUAAUAAUCUCAUUAAGGAUAAGACAAAUAAAGAGUCAGUCCGUGCCAUCCAAAAAAGUAUUUUCACUGUAUGCCUGGAUGCUCCGAUGCCUCGUGUGUCAGACGAGCUGUACAAGAGCCGCGUAGCUGCACAGAUGCUGCAUGGGGGUGGGGCUCGCUGGAACAGUGGCAACCGCUGGUUUGACAAGACGUUACAGUUUAUCGUUGGUGAAGACGGUACCUGUGGACUGGUGUACGAACAUGCAGCUUCAGAGGGCCCGCCCAUUGUGUUUCUCAUUGAUUAUGUUGUUAAAUAUAUGCAAAAGACAGAAAUAGUCCGUUCCCCCAUGGUUCCUCUAACAAUGCCUCAGAAACUGCGUUUUAAUAUUACACCCGAAGUCAAGAGAGACAUUGAAAAAGCCAAACAAAAUAUGAACAUAAUGGUACACGACCUGGAUGUGAAUGUUCUUAUAUUCUCUAAUUUUGGAAAAAAUGUGCCAAAGCAACACAAUCUGAGUCCAGAUGCUUUCAUUCAAAUGGCUUUCCAGCUUGCCUAUUUCAGGUUGUAUAACACAUGUUGCGCCACAUAUGAGAGUGCAUCAUUACGAAUGUUUAAAUGCGGAAGGACAGAUGUGAUACGUGUAACGACGAAGGAGUCUUUGGAAUUUGUCCAAGCAAUGCAGGACCCAACUAAACAGAACGCAGAGAGAUUAGCACUAUUGCAGAAGGCUGCUCAGAGACAUGAGGAGAACACAUACAAUGCCAUUCAUGGACAAGCCAUUGACAGACAUCUUCUAGGACUGAGGUUGCAGAGCAUUGAAGAUCUCACAUCAAUGCCUGAGAUAUUUAUGGACACAUCUUUUGCUGUGGCUCACCAUUACAAUCUCCUAACUAGCCAGGUUGGUUCCAAGACCGACUGCGUGAUGUGCUUUGGUCCAAUGGUGCCAGAUGGCUAUGGAGUGUGUUACAAUCCCACGGCUGAGCACAUCAACAUUGCGAUCACAGCUUUCAACAGCUGUGAAGAGACAAAUGCAGCCAAGUAUGCACAGACUGUAAAUGAUGCUCUGUUGGACAUGAGAGCUUUGCUGGAGGACACGGCUACAGCCAAGCAGUGAACCCAGAAACAAGCCUGGAGUGUUUUUAGGGGGGGGGGGGGGUACCGGGCUGUGUGCAAGCUGCAAAUCAACCGGCGCUCAAUGAUAAGGAGCCGCAAUGCACCCAAAAGUCUGGCAGGGCAACUUAUUGUUUGUAAAGUUUCUGAGACGUGUGAGGCAGGACUCUUGAGGAUGACUAUUGAAACAAAACACAAGUCUCUCUGAUAAAAAUGAUAUAUUUUGUUACAUGGUGUUGAAUGUCUAUAUAUAUAUAUAUAAACAUUAUGAACUGAAA